AUGGCGCUCGCCGUCGGUGCGCAGCCAGGCGCCUCGCCCGGGCGCUUCCCGAUGUCAGCUGCGGAUGAAGCGCUGAUGAUGAUCUCAGACCUGGCCUCCGACGACGCGGCCGCCCGCCACGCGCGAGACAACCGCCAUGUGGCGGAUAUGCAAGCGGUCGCCUCGCCGCCGGCGCGCCGGCCGCGCAGCAGCAUCCUCGCCGGGUCGGCAGGCAGCACGCCGCGCAACGUCCUGCUCAGCGUGCUGCGCCGCCGGUCGCCCGCGCCGCCCGCGCAGCUGCUGGCGCCGCCGCCGGGCGUGGAGGAGGGCGCGUGGCGCGACGCGGUCGCGCGGGCGGCAGCGCUGCGGGUGGACCCGCGCGCCUUGGUGGGGCGCGCUACGCUGCUGCUGCAGAGAUCUAUGGUGCAGCAGCUUCAGAGGCAUUAUCAGCACACCGCAGAGUGUGCGCGCCUCGAGGCUGCGGGCCCAACGCACCCAGCGGCGGCGGCGGCAGCGACAUCCGCAGCAGCAGCCGCGGCCAAGGGCGCGGCGACCACGGACAGCGGCUGCGGCGUCGCCGCGCGGUUGGAGCGCAUGUGCAGCCGCGUGGUGCGAGAAAUCGACGCGCGGCCGGCGGUCAGGGCGGUUGGCAGGGGCGGCGGCGGGCCGAGCCGGCGGCGCCCGAGAGUGGGUGGGCGCGUCGGUGCAACCACCCCUGGCAGCAGGUUGAUGGUUCUGCAAGACAGCUUCAACAGCAGCAUGAGGGUCCUGGAAAGGAGCAGCUCGAACGCCAGCGGGAGCGGCGGCGACGCCGACGGCGCGCUGCCGCGGGCCGUCAGCUGGAACCUCCCAGGCGGCGCCCCGUCUGGCUGCACCGCCGCGGGCUGCGGCGCGUGCGGCACGCCCGGCGCCGGCGCCGGCGCAGGGAGCGGGAGCUGCCAGGCGGCGGCGGGGCCUGCCGGCUCGCCUGCACUCGCUGCGGCGCCCUCUUCCUUGUCUCAGGGUUGGCGGUCCCCCGCACCCGGCGCUGCACACGGCAUUGACACCAAUCAACAUAACUUGUCGCCCUUGAAGGUUGCCGCCCAGGCCACAGCAACCCCGGCGCGGUCCUGCGCGGCGACACUGGCUCCCGAGCCAGCCGCCUCGCGCAGCCCGCCCACAGCAGGCGGCGGCGACGACAGCGGCACCCUGAAUGCGCAGAGGGCCUGGGGGGGCAGCCGGCGCCUCCGCCAGAGGCUCGAGGGGCUGAGGGGGAUGCUGCGGCCGGCCAAGAGCAGCAAGCGGCCGCCUAGCAGGGCCGGCCAAGGCAGCGCGAGCGAAAGCGCCGCCAAGGCUGGCGGCGCGGCCGCGCCGGCGGGCCGCGCUGGCCUGGACCAGCGGAUGGGCCGGGACGCGUACAACACGCACGCGCAGGUGGUGUCAGCGGCCACGGCGCGACACGUGAGGCGGUACGCGGCCGCCGCGCGCGACACGCGCGCGUCACUGCUGGCCGCGUCCGCUGCUGAGGCCGGGCUGGGCUGCAGCAGCCGUGAAGGCGGCAUGGCAGCGGCGACGGGCUCGCGGCUUGAUGGCGAGGGGGCGGCUGGAGAUGGUUGGGGGGGCGCCACCCGCGGGCACAGCGCGGGGACGGCAGCGGAGAGCCGUGGGGACGCCGCUUUGCUGACGGUGCAGCAGCUGGUGGCGCUGUUGGUGCAGGCAGACGUGCAGCCGCCAGAAGAGUGA
This is a messenger RNA of Monoraphidium neglectum, 1701 nucleotides long. RefSeq lists its product as hypothetical. The record is from RefSeq and is a predicted model, not a curated record. The coding region runs from base 1 to 1701 and encodes 566 amino acids. Lineage: Eukaryota; Viridiplantae; Chlorophyta; Chlorophyceae; Sphaeropleales; Selenastraceae. The transcript has a single exon.